AUGGCAUGCCCUGCAUGUACAGAUGAAACAGAUUCCAUUUGGUUGGUUUAUGGGCGCAAACAUUGUUAUAUGGGUCAUCGGCGGUGGUUGGCACUAAAUCACAGUUGGAGACGGAAAAAGAAUGCUUUUAAUGGGUCCGAGGAGCACCGACUACAACCAACAAGGGUUGCGGAAGAUGCUUUGCUAGAGCAAUUAAAUGUGGUCUCACAUGUGCAGUUUGGUAAAUCUUCAGUGAAGAGGAAACGAACACCCAAUCAACUAAAUUGGACAAAAAAAUCUAUAUUUUUUGAGCUUCCUUACUGGUUAGACUUGGGAUUGAGACAUAACCUGGACGUCAUGCAUAUUGAGAAAAACAUCUGUGAUAACGUGUUGGGAACAUUGUUGAAUAUUGAAGGAAAAACUAAGGACUCUGCUAAUGCGCGUAGGGAUUUGGCAAAUCUUGGACUAAGGAAAGAAUUGCAUUUACAACAUAAUGGUGAUCGUAUUUCUAUGAGUCUUGCAUGCUACAUGUUAAAUUUGCAUGAGCGAAGGAAGUUUUGUGCAUGGUUGUCAGAAGUGAAAUUCCCGGAUGGUUUUGCCUCAAACAUUGCCAGGUGUGUCAAUGUCAGUGACGGAAAAAUUAGUGGAAUGAAGAGCCAUGAUUGUCAUAUCUUUAUGCAAGCACUCCUGCCGGUUGUGAUUGGUGGGUUCUUACGGCCCGAUGUGCGUCAAGCCUUAAUAGAGUUAAGCGGGUUCUUCAAAGAAUUUUGUUCACGAACAUUAAACUUAUCAGUGUUGCAUCGGCUUCAAGCAAAUAUUCCCAUCAUUCUCUGUAAACUAGAAAUGAUAUUUCCUCCUGCAUUUUUUGAUAUCAUGGUGCACCUUGCAAUUCAUUUGCCAGAGGAAGCAUUGUUGGCAGGACCAGUGCAGUACAGAUGGAUGUACCCUUUUGAAAGGUAUCUAGGGAAGUUCAAACGGGAGCACUAUAAUAAGAUGGUAGAAGAGGACGAGAAUAACAUCCUUCGUAGGCACCAAAGUCAAUUCCCAGCAUGGUUCAGAUCACGCAUUCGAGAGUUGCGUGCAAUUAGACCAGGUGAGAUCACCGAUGACAUAUAUGCAUUAGCGUGUGGUCCAGAUCCACGGGUCGCAUCAUAUGCCGGAUGCAUAAUGAAUGGAGUUCGCUUUCAUACAAAAGAGCGUGAAAGGCGUCGCCGCACCCAAAACAGCGGGGUGGUGGUUCAUGGUGAGCAUCGGGGAUCCCCGGUUGACUUUUACGGUGUGUUGAAUGACAUCAUAGAAUUACAGUACAUGGGUUGGCGAAAGGUAUACUUGUUUAGUUGUGCUUGGUAUGACGUUGGCGACCCGAGAAGGGGGAUACGUGUCAGGGACCAUUUAACAUUAGUGAAUACUGCUAGGCAAUGGUAUAAAGAUGAGCCUUUCGCCUUAGCGUGCCAAGCACUACAAGUGUUUUAUCUCACGGAUCUGACAUUGGGGGGAAGUUGGCAAGUCGUACAUAAGAUUACAAAUAGGAAUGUUUACAACAUUCGCUCGAUGACUACUGUUGUGGAGGAUGAUGAUGACGAAUCUUCUACGGGUGAAGCAGAAGAUGAUGGUCAAACUAAUGUGAACAAUUAUCCCCCUAUCGUAGAGAGUGAAUCAAGCAUGCUUGAUCCAUUGCACCGAGACGAUGAAGAGCAUUUGCCCGUUGAUCCAUUAAUCAUAUCACGUCGAGACCCGUCCCAACCUGUUGAGGAUGAUGCAUUUAUUGAUGAUGACCCACUUGGCGAUGACGAUGGUAACUCCGGUGGUGAGUCUGAGCAUCAUCUGCAUGAGGAGUCGGAUGAUGAUGAUGAUGGUAUUUCACAACCCAUUCAAUAUGUUAAUUUCGUUUAA
Juglans regia (Persian walnut) is the source of this 1872-nucleotide messenger RNA. RefSeq lists its product as uncharacterized. Bases 1 to 1872 code for a protein of 623 amino acids. The transcript has 3 exons. Lineage: Eukaryota; Viridiplantae; Streptophyta; Magnoliopsida; Fagales; Juglandaceae. The record is from RefSeq and is a predicted model, not a curated record.